Messenger RNA from Aspergillus mulundensis, 744 nucleotides. Its product is annotated as translation initiation factor 6. The record is from RefSeq and is a predicted model, not a curated record. The transcript is spliced from 5 exons. Gene Ontology annotation, molecular function: ribosomal large subunit binding. Gene Ontology annotation, biological process: maturation of 5.8S rRNA; ribosomal subunit export from nucleus; maturation of LSU-rRNA. Gene Ontology annotation, cellular component: preribosome, large subunit precursor; cytosol; nucleolus. Bases 1 to 744 code for a protein of 247 amino acids. NCBI's taxonomy places the organism in Eukaryota, Fungi, Ascomycota, Eurotiomycetes, Eurotiales, Aspergillaceae.
AUGGCUGUCCGCGCUCAAUUCGAGAACUCUAACGAAGUCGGCGUUUUCUCCCGACUAACCAACUCAUAUGCCGUUGUGGCCAUCGGUGCUUCGGAAAACUUCUACAGUGUAUUCGAAGCUGAACUUCAAGACGUCAUCCCCAUCUGCCAUGCCACAAUCGCAGGAACACGCAUUAUCGGCCGUUUGACCGCAGGAAACCGCAAGGGCUUUCUCGUCCCCACAACAACAACAGACCAAGAACUGCAACACCUGCGAAACACGCUGCCGGACGAUGUCAAGAUCCAACGCAUAGAGGAGCGCCUGUCCGCGCUCGGAAACGUCAUCUGCUGUAACGACCAUGUCGCACUUAUCCACCCCGAUCUGGAGCGCGAGACAGAGGAGAUCAUCGCCGACGUCCUGGGCGUCGAAGUUUUCCGCCAAACUAUCGCCGACAAUGUCCUCACAGGCUCGUACAUGGCCCUCUCAAACCAAGGCGGCAUCGUUCACCCCAAGACCUCCAUCCGCGACCAGGACGAGCUCUCCUCCCUCCUCCAGGUCCCUCUAGUCGCUGGUUCAGUGAACCGCGGUUCCCCCGUUGUCGGUGCGGGCCUGGUCGUCAACGACUGGCUUGCUGUGACAGGUCUCGAUACGACGGCGACAGAGCUCAGUGUCAUCGAGAGUGUGUUUAGGCUGGGUGAGAACGGGCCCGGUGGUAUUGGGCAGGGACCUGCGAAUAAGGAUAGUAUCGUGGAGAGUUUCUACUAG